AUGGCGGAAUUCGCAUUCGAGCGCGGCGUCGACGGGCGCGCCGCCGUGGGCGACCUCGCGGGCGUCCUCGACGCCCUCGCGCGGGAGACGCGAUGUGGUGGCAUCGUCGCGCCGCGACGGGAGGGGCGCACGGCGCUGCAUCACGCCGCGCGCGCGGGAUCGCUCGCGUGCGUCGAGGCGUUGCUCGAGCGAGGAUUCGACGCCACGGCGACGACGGUGAGCGGACGCGCGACGGCGCUGCAUAAGGCGUGCGCGGGAGGGCACGCGAUGUGCGCGCGAGCGCUCGUCGCGGCGGGGGGGGACGCGCGGGCGAGAGACGUGGACGGGGAGACGGCGUUACACAAGGCGUGCGCGAGCGGCGACGGCGCGUGCGUGGACGCGGUGGGGCGAGCGUGGCCGGAGGGGGCGUGGGCGAUGGAUGCGCGCGGGCGAACGCCGAGAAUGUGUGCUCGGACGGAGGCGGCGACGCGCGCGAUCGCGGUGGUGGAGGCGUUGGCGCGCGAAUCGGGGGAUGAGAAUGAGAAGGCGUCGCGCGUAGCCGCGGCGUCGACGACGUCGGAGACGGUGGGUCGAACGUCAGAGACCGUCACCGCGUCGUCGCGUCGAUAA
Molecule: messenger RNA, 609 nt
Organism: Ostreococcus tauri
Lineage: Eukaryota; Viridiplantae; Chlorophyta; Mamiellophyceae; Mamiellales; Bathycoccaceae
Product: Ankyrin repeat
Exons: 1
Coding region: 1-609 (202 amino acids)
Cellular component (GO): nucleus; cytoplasm
Molecular function (GO): protein binding
Source: RefSeq, a predicted model, not a curated record